AAUCAACAUCAUUCUGUCAAUUUGAGAUGUGAAACUGUAGUAUUAGCCAGCACUAAUAGUUUCAUUCUAUUUGAUGUGUGUUUGGUAGGGAUAAAUCUUGGUCGAUUUACUCCCUACCAUAACAUUUAUUAUCUGUGUACAAGGAAGUGGAUCGUCUUUGUUUAUGAUUUCUGGGAAGGACUGACAUAAACAGAGAACUUCCAGUUUGUAAAUUAGUCGUUCAAAGUCUUUUCACAAAAUAUAGAAUGAAGCUUUUACUACUUCUUGUUGCCAUUUUUGUGGGCAGCCAAGCUGUUUCCUUUGUUGACCUGGUUCAAGAAGAAUGGACAGCUUUCAAGGCAACUCACCAAAAGACUUAUAACAGUGCUACAGAAGAAAAAUUCCGAUUAAAAAUUUUCAUGGAGAAUUCACACAAAAUUGCCAAGCAUAAUAAACUCUACGCCAUGGGACUUGUUGACUACAAACUUGGUUUGAACAAAUAUGCUGAUAUGCUCCACCACGAAUUCGUCCAAGUAGUAAAUGGUUUCAAUAAAACUAAAAAUUUAUUAAGGGGACAAGAUAUGGAAGAUUCCAUCACUUUCAUACCUCCAGCUAAUGUAAAAUUACCCGAUAGUAUUGAUUGGAGAGAACUAGGAGCAGUAACCAAUGUUAAGGAUCAAGGCCAAUGUGGAUCUUGUUGGAGUUUCAGUGCUACCGGAUCUCUUGAAGGACAACAUUUUAGAAAUACUGGUAAAUUGGUAUCUUUAUCUGAACAAAACUUGGUAGAUUGUUCAGGAAAAUAUGGCAACAAUGGUUGUAACGGUGGACUUAUGGACAAUGCUUUCCGUUAUAUUAAAGCCAACAGAGGUAUUGAUACUGAAGCUUCAUACCCAUACAAGGCUGAAGAUGAGAAAUGCCACUACCAACCCAAAUUUGUAGGUGCCACAGAUAAGGGUUAUGUUGAUAUUCCAUCAGGUGAUGAAGAAUCUCUAAAAGCAGCUGUAGCAACAGUAGGUCCUAUUUCUGUUGCCAUUGACGCCAGUCGCGACACUUUCCAUUUAUACCGAGAUGGUGUUUAUUCUGAUCCUGACUGUAGCUCAGAAAUGUUAGAUCAUGGUGUACUUGUUGUUGGUUAUGGAACUACCAAAAGUGGAAUCGAUUACUGGAUUGUAAAGAACUCGUGGGGUCCAUCUUGGGGAUUAGAUGGUUACAUCAAAAUGGCAAGGAAUAAGAAUAAUGCUUGUGGUAUUGCUACACAAGCAAGUUACCCUGUUGUAUAAUUAUUUAUAUAAGAAAAAUCUCUUCUGCUCUCAAUUUUUUUGUAAACUUUUUCUUUAUGAAAAUGUCUAUUUUUUGAUAUUAUCUCUCCAUAUACUUCAUUUAUUACAUUCUCUAUGAAUAAAUUUAACCCUCUACUGCAUGAAUUUGAGAAAAAUGUAAAAAAUAUUUGAUUGUUGUUCAAGUUUUAUUUGGGGACAAAAUUUACUACAAUAAUGGAAAAGAUUUACUUACAUAAACUGAGAAAAAAACAAAGGUCGUAAAUGGUUUGUUUCGUAUGCGCCCAAACAAAUUUUAAAUAAAAAAAGUUCAGACAUAUAUGGGUUCGUA
Messenger RNA from Diorhabda sublineata, 1587 nucleotides. Its product is annotated as cathepsin L. Bases 246 to 1259 code for a protein of 337 amino acids. NCBI's taxonomy places the organism in Eukaryota, Metazoa, Arthropoda, Insecta, Coleoptera, Chrysomelidae. The transcript has 7 exons. Gene Ontology annotation, biological process: immune response. Gene Ontology annotation, cellular component: lysosome. Gene Ontology annotation, molecular function: cysteine-type endopeptidase activity. The record is from RefSeq and is a predicted model, not a curated record.